GAUAACAAGGAAUCUACUGCGUUUGCUGAUGAAAACUCUUUAUGAAGUGAAAUUAAUCAAGAAGAGAAAGCGAAGAGUUCUGAUGGCCGUAUUAAUUCAAGCACAAAGUCUGAAAUAACUAUUAAUGCCACUGCGCUUCCUAGAGUCGUCACAAAACAUGCUGGUCAACUCUUAGAGAACAUGGUCCUUAAAGGUGUGGAUGCAGGAUGUGCAAACACCACGACAGGAUCCACGAUGUCCGUAGAUGUGUGGGAUUUUGCGGGUCAACAUCUCUACUAUGCUGCUCUCCCGGUAUUUCUGUCGUCAAGAGCAGUGUACAUUCUGGUGCACAACCUCAGUAAGCCCCUGUAUGCACAAGCUCAGCCCUGUGUCAAACAAGGAAAUCAUGAGGUAACCUUGGAGAACCCGAACAAUGAGACAAAUCUGGAGAACUUGCUCUCUUGGCUCGCGACAAUUUAUAACAUGAGACCGACUGGAGAAGAAAAACUGGAAACCUCUAACUUGCCCUAUCUCCGUCCUCCAGUGUUCAUCGUCGGAACCCAUGCUGACAUGCCAUAUGAGGAUACUAAGGAUGUAACAUCCAAGAUACAACGUGAGAUAUCCAGUAAAGAGUGUGGAAAACAAGUGAUCCGGCCAUUCUUCUUCAUUGAUAACACUCAAGGACACCAUUCAAUUGGAAAGAAAAUCCGGAAUUUCCUAACAGUUCAGAAAAAUCCACAAGCAGGUCAAGAAGGAGACAAUGAUGGCGCUAGUGGCGAUGAAACUCAUGCUCUUCGAGCGAAAAUCCUGCAAGUUCUUCAACAGGAGCCUUAUAUGGGAGAGAAGAUACCAGUGAGAUGGUUUAACUUUGAAAAGGUCAUUGAAGCUUUGGUAGCUAAGAAUGUAUACCACACGAAUGCUGACCUUCUUCAAACCUAUGCCAAGGAUGUGUGUUUCAUAGAAGACGAUGAACAGUUUCACACUAUGUUGAAUUUCUAUCAAGACCUUGGUAUGAUCGUGAGACACCGCAAUACAGUCAUUUUGAAGGCGCAGUGGUUAAUUAGCCUAUUCAAGAAACUUAUAACCAUUCCACCAUUCAAAGAAGCGGAUCCUGUGCAUUCCAAGUACUGGCUUGAACUAGAGAAGAGUGGUGUCCUAAAGAUGGAGCUUGUUGAUCACGUUUUCUCCAGUCUUAUUCAACAAGGCGUUGAAAAAGAAGACAUCUUGGACAUGAUGGAGCAGUUUGGUUUAAUUGCCAAAUACUCACCAUCCACGGAUGACGCCAAGUACUUUGUCCCAUGUCAACUGAGGUCCUCACCCAAAGAGCUUUAUAACAUAAAGCCAUCUUCUACGGAUCCCUGUCCUUUGUAUCUUCGUUUCCAGGAAGGUUUUGUCCCGCAUGGUCUCUUUACCCGCCUCGUCUCAAAAUCAGUGUCCUGGUGUUCUGCCAAUGGAUCGUCACAAGAACCAAAACUCUACCAGAAUGGUGCAUGGUUCGUUCUUGAGGGAAGUGUUGUACAUGAUAUGAUUCUGAUUUGCAAAAAGAGUUUCAUAAAAAUCCUCUUGAGACAAAGAAUGAAAGAUCAAGCAGUUCCACUGUCUCAUUCAGCUUCAGCAGAAGUUGCUGGAAGUGUGCGAUUGUUUAUAGAGAAUGUUUUAGAAAAGAUGUCAGAGGAGUUCUCAUACCUGAAGAGGCUACAGCAUGAAUUUUGUGUUGAGUGCCCCUACUGUCAGCAGGGAGGUCCCCAUUGCGCAGACCACAACCAAGUUAUCAGCACAGAAGAUGACUGCUUACACCUGCUUCAAUUAAUUCAAGGACAGAAUUUGAUAUGCAUGGAAAGGAUGUCCGAGAAAGUGCUUACAGUUCCUGGGCAAGAGAAAUGGUUCUUAAACCAGGUUUUGUCUCCGUCAGUGAUGAAUGCCUUACAAGGUGCACCAGAAGGAGAUCACUCCAUAAAGUGUGACAAAGCAUUGAGAGUAACUCUACUAGCUGGUCAGUGGAAUUCAUCAAUGGGGGGUUUGUCUACCAUCAAUAGACAGUUUGCCAUACUUUUGGCCAAACGCACUGAACUGGAAGUCACUCUCUUGGUCCCACAAUUUAAUUGCUCUGAAGAAGAGAGGAGAGCUGCCCAAAGUCAUAAGAUUGUCGUCAAAGAAGCAGAGAGACGUCCAGGCUUCGACUCCCUUGACUGGUUGAGCUUCCCGCCGAAAGACCUUAUCAUUGACGUGGUCGUGGGUCAUGGAGCCAGGUUAGGAAAGCAAGCCCAAAUCAUUAGGGAGUCCCACUGUUGCCAAUGGGUACAAGUAGUGCACACUGCACCUGAAGAGCUUGGAAUGUUCAAAAACUAUCCGAGAGCCAUAGCCAGAGGAGAAGAGAAGACUACGACCGAAGUAGACUUGUGCAAAUUGGCAAAUCUAGUCGUAGCAAUAGGACCCAAGUUGACGGAGGCCUACUCAGCCUAUCUUCGCUUCAGCGAGAAGCAGCAAGAUAUCAUUUCGUUCACUCCUGGCACAUUCAAGGAGUUUUCCACCCUAAAACAAGCUUCAGUUGACUCUGAAAAGUUUAGAGUGUUGACCUUCGGUCGUGGUAAUCCAGAGGACUUCAGUCUGAAAGGGUAUGAUAUCGCCGCCAAAGCAGUAGUUGAACUGAAAGACAACUCCUACCAUUUGAUUUUUGUGGGUGCACCUGACGGAAUUCAAGAGGCAGUUACGGAAAAUUUGCUACAGAGUGGUAUUUCUAAACGUCAGCUGACAGUGAGAAAUUUUUUGAAGAGCAAAGAGAAAUUGAAAGAGUGUUUUUGCGAGGCUGAUCUCUGUAUUAUGCCAUCCCGGACGGAGGGGUUCGGUUUAACCGGGUUGGAAGCCUUGUCCGCUGGUCUUCCCAUUCUUAUUAGUGGAAACUCGGGUUUCGGAGACACGCUGCGUACUGUGCCCUCCGGGAAAUCUUUUGUGGUUGAUUCUGACGACCCAAAAGUGUGGGCUGAGGCAAUUCUUAAUGUCCGUAAGAAGGAGAGAUCACAGCGGCUUCGAGAGAUUGAACGGCUGAGGACAUCUUAUGAGGAGCAGUUUAGCUGGGAGAAACAGUGUAACCCUCUUGUUGAGAAGAUGUGGGGCAAAGUUCAUCGUAAGGGGUUCUCUGAAAAAACAAUUCAGAAUCUUCAGCAGAUGCAACUCAGUGAAAGAGGGGUCAACAGCAGCACUAACUCAACAGAUGAGUUGAAGAAGAUUGUAUCAGAGAAGUCCUUCAGAAUUUCUGACAACGAAGGUUCAGGAAACUGCAUGUUCCAUGCUUUGUCAGAACAACUAGAAACCGUCAAAGGAAUCAAAAUCCAACAUGGCCAAUUGAGACAAUCUUUAGUUAAGUACCUCAGGGAAAACCCAAAGGUGCCGGAUGGAUCAGAUCUGUUUCACUUUGUCCAUGGACAUGAAACAUGGGCUGAUUACCUAACAUAUAUGGAACAAGAUCGCACCUGGGGAGACCACCUCAUUCUCUGUGCAGCAGGAAAUUGCUUUAAAACUUGUAUUCAUGUGCUCAGCAGUCUACACAAUGAUGUAAUCAUCUGGCCACAUGGUCCUGUUGACGAAAGCAAGCCACUAGUACUGGGACAUAUUCAUGGGGUACACUAUGUCAGUCUUCAGCCCACUCAAGACUAAAGGAACGAUUUUUAGAAGCUAUGGCUGUAAACCGGCGAGACCUCCACGAAGAAUCAGAUGGCCACUAGUAAAAAAACAGCUGUGAAAUUCUAGGAUGUCUGUCAUGUAAAUAUGUUUUUGGCUGAAAACGUAAGCUUUAGAUGAUACACCUUUCCAGAGGUCGUAGGUUGUGCAUGUGUAUGAGCUUUGUUACGCUGAAUAGCUAACGAGUUUUCGUGGUUUGACUAUAAUUUUUGAUGUAAAGCAUUGAUUUUUAUGUCUGGCUGAAAACGCAAGCUUACAUGAGAUGAAACAUAGCUUUUCAGAGGUCGUAGUUUGUUCAUUAGUAUGGGCUUUGUCACUAUGAAUGGCUAUCGAGCUUUCGUAGUUUGAUUAGAAUGUUGAUGUGAAGCGUUGAAUUUUAUUAUAAUUGGAAUUUCUAUCAAUAUUUUGUCCGAAAAGGAAACAACAUCGCAUAAAUGUCCUCCCACCCCCUUUCCCCCUUCCCCCUCCAUUAUUUGAAAUAAUUGCUAACUAUUGGCAAUACUUUCCACUAGAUACGUUUUGAUACUGAAUAACCCUAAUUUUACCCUUCCCUUCUUGAAAAUACUCUGCCAGCAGCUGCUGUUACAGUGGAGAGUUUCAGUCCUCUAAUCGUGUUCUAUAUGUGCAUUGAAAGGUUUUAGCCUGAUUACAAGGGAUGUACCUAUUGCAGCCACAUCGAUUGAGAGUUAAGAUAAUGAACAAUUAUACGUCAAAAAUUUUGACGAAUGAUCCAUUACUCGGGAGAAGCAAAUUUAGUUUAGCAUUCGAGUUGAAAUGGAACGAAAUAAGCAGAGCGUCUUUAUUCUUAAUGGGAGUAGAUAACCGAUAGCUUGAUUUUUGAAAAUCCUUAAAGAUAUUUCUUAACGUGAAGUUGGUGUUCAAAUUUUAAAAUACAAGUGUUUGACCUUUGCAUUAGUUCCAGCCCAGACUGUGUGGUCUUUUAGCUUCCAAGAAUUCUCGCUUCGAAUAAAUACCACAUUCCUUGGAAUAUAUGCUAGCAUUGCUACUAGUUUACUUAUAGCACCACUAAUAAAAAUGUGUAUCCCGUUGUA
This is a messenger RNA of Stylophora pistillata, 4709 nucleotides long. RefSeq lists its product as uncharacterized. Gene Ontology annotation, molecular function: GTPase activity; protein binding; GTP binding. The record is from RefSeq and is a predicted model, not a curated record. NCBI's taxonomy places the organism in Eukaryota, Metazoa, Cnidaria, Anthozoa, Scleractinia, Pocilloporidae.